Molecule: messenger RNA, 2157 nt
Organism: Thermothielavioides terrestris NRRL 8126
Lineage: Eukaryota; Fungi; Ascomycota; Sordariomycetes; Sordariales; Chaetomiaceae
Exons: 3
Coding region: 1-2157 (718 amino acids)
Source: RefSeq, a predicted model, not a curated record
AUGGAGAAGGCCCAUAACUGGCUCUAUGUCAGGAGCAAAUCGAAAACCAAGCGCUUGGCGGCCCAGCCCGAAGUUGCCAGCCGCGACUAUGGCCCGAAGACCUGUGAUGCGGCUCCCAAAACAGAACACAUCCCCUCAGUUCUCCCGGCUUCUUGUGAACCGUCGAUUGUUCCUCAACCCAACAUGGACUUCGUCCUGUUCGAUGACGACGGCGAAGCCGAUGCCGUGGGCGAGGAGGAUGACAGCCUCUACGGCGGCUACGGGGAUUCCGAAGGCGCCGGGAGUUACCUGCCAUGGACAUCGCCCUCGACGCGGCUGCGGAAGAAUGAGCUGUUUAUCGAAAUGUUCAGUCAGGCUUACAACAGCGCCGAAGACAAGACAGCCAUGACGACCGACCCUGGCGACGCCGAAGCGGCUUCCGGCUUGUCCGAGCCAACGCCACCUCGGGGCAUCCAAGUUCCCAACCAAGGUGGUGAUCACGGUCAGUUUGUUGGCGAUAUGGCAAUCAAGAUCGAGUCGCCCGUCAUGGCUGUCAAAGCCAUCACUCCGAGGAAGAGAAAUCACGAACCCGUCGAAGCCGAUCCGGCAGAAACGGGGCGAUCGUCCCUGCCGGCAGGCGGUAACUCAUUGUCCGGCAACCAUAAAGCCCAAGCAGGCCAGGCGAUGCCGACCGGACAGCGGGCCCGCGUGUUCCCAGACCAAAGUGGCGACGGUGAUGAUUGUUUCCGUCCAAAGAAGAAGUCGAAGCCAGACCCGUCGGAAGACUUCACCGACAAGAGCAUGCCCGACAUCUUCCACUAUGCCCACCCGCAAAUAUACAACAGGAAUCGGUCGGACAAAUAUUCGCCGUGCCACACUGUGCAUCGAGAGAUCUCUACACUGGUGCGGCAUCUGAGCAGACCGGCCCAUCGCUUCAAGGUCACAGAGCGAGUCAUAUCCUCAUUUGAUGUCGAAGACCCUGACUUCAGACACCCAAGAGCCGGCGUCUGCCGGUGCUGCUGGCAGACUUUCAACGAUCGCCAAGCAUUCGACGCCCACGUGUCCCUUCCGUGCGAAAGGGUCUCCAAGGGGAAGCGAGAGAAGUGGCGUGUUCUGUAUCAGAGCUUCACCCCGCUGCUCAACUCUGCUACUGCUCUACCAGGCCCCGGGCAAAGCGAGCCGACCAAAGAACAACAACGGGGGAUGUUCUCCGGCCACCUGAACGGCCCUCUCGUUUCCAACGACGACAAUGUCUGCGACGAGGCGGGAACCCCACCGACAUCGGUCCCAUCGCCCGGCCUACUCUCGUCUGUUAGCUUUGUCGGGGGAGGUUCACUGGUCCCCGCCGAAGAGCACCGCAAGCUUCAGGAGGAGCAUCGCACCUUGCGUGAAAGGCACCAGCAACUCGAGCGCGUUACGCAGGUCCUGCUCGCCAGGCAGCUUAUGCAGGAUAAGUUGACGCACGAAGCAGCAACCGGCCCGCACACCGGGCCCUCUGGAGUUGGGACGUCGCACACCAGCUACCCCUCCGCAUCACCGGACGGCUCUGAGCGAGACAGCCUUGUCCAGCACAUGGACUCGCAGUCCACCAACGUUGACGUGUACCGAUUCAUGGAGGAAAUGGAGGACAUGGAGGGUCCGCGCCAGUCGCUUCCCAGGAUGAACUCCGGGCUCAGCACUGCGUCCCGGUCAACCAUCUACCACGUACCCUUGAGUCCGCCUCCGCGGCGGGCGGAGCUUCCGGCCCACAAGAGCGACGGCUCCGCAAGCCAAGCACACCAGCCUCCGCCACCGUCCAUCCCCGACUCGGGCUACGGCAGCGACCAACGGCGCGGCAGCCUCGCCGAGCUCCUCCCCGGCGCGGGCACGGGCGAACAAGCGGACACAAGACCGAUGAUGCCACCGUCCAAUGCGGCGGAGAAAUCACAAGACGAUCCAGCAUUCAACCAGGGGCUUUCGUGGGGGGACAACAACCCCUUUGCAAAACCGCUCGCGGCGGCCACCAGCACACCGUCCCCGCAGAACAGCCAACAGCUCGGCUUCAUACCACUACCAGACCAGGAGACGACGGCCCACUACGAGGACGCCGCCUUCCAUCUGUUUUACCCGGACCCGAACCUGCAAUCGCAGUCUUCACCUCCCGCUUUUACGUUUGAGUAUCCCUCGCAACUAGAGUAG